Molecule: messenger RNA, 2946 nt
Organism: Rhipicephalus sanguineus (brown dog tick)
Lineage: Eukaryota; Metazoa; Arthropoda; Arachnida; Ixodida; Ixodidae
Product: dipeptidyl peptidase 9
Exons: 18
Coding region: 351-2939 (862 amino acids)
Biological process (GO): proteolysis
Molecular function (GO): dipeptidyl-peptidase activity; serine-type peptidase activity
Source: RefSeq, a predicted model, not a curated record
CGUUCAAUGGCGCCGUCAGUGGAGAUAGAACCCGUCGAAGAAUGUGUCCGGCGUUCCGAAAUACCGUGUGCUGCUUAUUUUAAGCCUGGCGCGGGUGCAACGUGUGCCAUAGGGCCAUCUCGGUGAUAGUUCUGCGAAAGGACGUUGCCAUUGCGCGUGCGGCAUCCGAGCGUUUACGUCUACACCAGUGGCACGCAUGGACCGACAGAGGGCUUUUGCUAAGAAUCGGGAACAUCUGCAAAAACUCUGUAUUUUGCUACGAUGCAACGCUAGGAGAUGCACGCAGACAGUAGAUAUCCCCUUGCGGACUGCUAAAUAGAACGAUAUCGGCUCGAGGAAAGCCCGGGCCCAUGGAGGGCCUGGUCGCUGAAGGGGGCUCCUCACCCGAGCCGUGUGCCAUCGGAGAGGCGGGGCCGGGUGUCACCAAGCGCAGCUGGCAACAGCUGCGGCAGGCUGUGCGACAGACACGCUGCCGCUUGUAUGGCCUCGCAUCACGCUUGCCCAGCAGCGUCACCUUUGGCAAAGGCCGCCUGUACUUCCUCAGCCCUCUGACUGAAGGACGUGAGAGCAGCCUUCACUACGUCGAUCUGCCCCCACAUCAAGUGCAAGGCGGCAGCACCGAGGCCACUGGCCUAGCUGGCAGCAGCAAUGAAGGUGCAGCAGGAGCUGCUACCGCACCGAGCUCGACAACUGCUCCCAUGCUCCAGUGGCGCCCUCUGCUGGACCCCAAGUUCCACAGGUGUCACCCACCUGGUCGGCUGUCACGGGAGGAACAGCUUCAGUGGGAGCGGCGCCGCCUCAUGGCCUGGGGCAUCACUGCUUUCGACUACCAGGCUGGCCGCUUUGUCUUCCCUGCCGGCGGCUCUCUCUUCUUCUGUGAUGACAUGCCCCAGGGUGGUCCACACUUCCCAGUGGAGCUGCGCACAUCUUUAAGCUGUGCACGCCUUAAUGCACAGCUUUGUCCAUGCAACGGUGAUGUCGUGGCCUUUGUGGCAGCAGGGGACCUGUGGGUUACUCACUUGGGCUCGGGAGCUGAGGCACGGCUCACACACACUCGCUCAGAAGGUGCCAGUGUAUCGGAGAGUCCGGUCAGUGUGGGAAUACCGUCCUACGUCACCCAAGAGGAGUUCAACCGAUACGUCGGCUUCUGGUGGUGCCCCAUGAUUGAUGCUGUGGGAACGUACCGUAUCCUGUACGAGGUGGUGGACGAGAACGAUGUGGAAGUUCUCCAGUUGCCUUCGUUUGGGGAGGAUGGCAUGGCUGGCACAGAGGAGCACCGCUUCCCGCGUGCGGGUUCACCAAAUGCCCGCUCCUCGCUUGCCCUGGCACAGUUUUCACUCUCCCACACUGGACAGAUCGAGCAGGUGUGCCUGCUGUCCUUGACUGAGCCCCUGUCAUCACUUUCACCAAGUUCAGAGUACCUGCUAAGAGCUGGCUGGACUCCUGACGGCUCUGCUGUGUGGGCUGAGCUUCUGGAUCGUCCACAGCAGCGACUGCAGCUGCUGCUGUUCCCAUUGAGCUGCUUCCAACCUCCUGAAGGAUUGCAGCAGGCCUCGGCACAGUCCCUCCUCCUCUGGCAGGAGACCUCGCAAGUCUGGAUCAAUGUGCAUGAUGUACUGGUCUUCCUGCGGCCAGAGUCUCCCCAGGAGCUGCGCCUUCUGUGGGCCAGUGAGGAGUCUGGCUUCCGGCAUCUCUACCUCCUGCGGCUACGCACAGAUGGCCAGGCUCCCUGCACAGCCCUUCCGCUGCCAUCGGGACACGGUUCUGAUCGCCUGGUGUCAAAGACACAGCUCACCUCUGGGGAGUGGGAGGUGUCUGAGAAAGAUGUAUGGGUGGACGAGAACAGACGGCUCAUCUACUUUGUAGGCCUGAAGGACACACCUUUGGAAAGGCACCUCUAUGUGGUGGGCCUUGAUGGACAGCUACCUGUGUCAAGACUGACUGAGCCAGGUUACUCUCACACUGUCUUUAUGGAUCAGGGGUGCAGCAUGUUUGUUACAGUCAAGAGCAGCCUGCGUGAACCACCCUCGAGUGCUGUGUACAGGCUGAGCCAGUCGGAGGAACCAUCAUGCCCACCAUCUCCAUGCCUGGUGGCUGUCUUACUGGAGCCAUCAAAACCUGUUGUGAUGCCUCUGCUGGAUGGUGCCAGUGUCCGGGGAUACCAAGAGCCAGAGCUUUUCAGUCAUACAAUCUCAUCAGGCCACAUGAUGUUUGGACUGGUGUUCAAGCCAGCACGCUUAGAGCCACAGCAUCGCUAUCCCACAGUGCUCACCAUCUAUGGAGGCCCGGAAGUUCAGCUGGUUACAAACUCCUUCAAGGGCAUGCGGCACCUGCGGCAGCAUCUUCUGGCCUCCGAGAACUACGUGGUCGUGGUACUGGAUUGCCGGGGAUCACGGCACCGUGGCAUUGACUUUGAGUCACAUAUCAAAGGCCGCAUGGGAACAGUUGAAAUAGCAGACCACGUGGAGGUGCUACAAUGGCUGGCCCAGGAGAAGGAGUACAUUGACUUGUCCAGGGUGGCAAUCCACGGCUGGUCCUAUGGUGGCUACCUGUCAUUGAUGGGGCUGGCGCAGCGGCCCGACAUUUUCAAGGUAGCCGUUGCUGGGGCACCGGUCACCUCGUGGGAGCUCUAUGAUACCGGCUACACAGAGCGCUACAUGGGUUCCCCCCAGGACAACCCUCAGGGCUACAGAAGAGGGUCGGUGCUCUCCUACAUCUCGCAGCUGCCCAGUGAGCAGAAUCGGCUGCUCAUAGUGCAUGGCCUGAUGGACGAAAAUGUGCACUUCACACACACCAGCCAGCUGGUGGCCGCCCUUGUCAAAGCGGGAAAGCCUUACCAGCUUCAGGUGUACCCAGCUGAACGACACAGUCUACGGCACUUGGACACAAGUGAGCACUACGAGACCACGCUACUCAGCUUCCUGCAGGACAACCUCUGACUCUGCC